Hevea brasiliensis (rubber tree) is the source of this 4797-nucleotide messenger RNA. RefSeq lists its product as uncharacterized. The transcript has 6 exons. The coding region runs from base 865 to 4422 and encodes 1185 amino acids. The record is from RefSeq and is a predicted model, not a curated record. Gene Ontology annotation, cellular component: cortical microtubule. Gene Ontology annotation, biological process: cortical microtubule organization. Lineage: Eukaryota; Viridiplantae; Streptophyta; Magnoliopsida; Malpighiales; Euphorbiaceae.
AUUCUAUUGCAGAAAAGAAAAAGAGAAAAAAAAUGAAAGCUUGCUACGGAGGAAAGGAGCAUAUCUGAGCGGCAAGCUGAAAAGAAAAAGAACGAUAGAGGGGUUAGUUACUCAAGUUUCUUUCUAAUUUUCUCUCAUUUUCUCGGAGGAGAGAGAAAGCUACAAACUUUAUAACCGAUCCUCUCCGAUCUGCUAACUCUUUAUCACCAAACACACAGCCAUUAAAUGCAUUAGAUCCGAGUUUGCUACCCAACAUUCUUCGCAUUGUAAUUGGCAUUUAAAGUUAUCUUUCUUUCAAUUCGAGAUCUUAUUCACAUUCAACGAGCUUUCAAUUAUAUCAUUGAAGAAAUUUUGAUUCGGUUUUUUGGCUAGUCAAGUCUUGCUGCUUUCACUGAGCUUCAAACGGUGAGUUAUAGCUUUGUUUUUGGAAUUUUAAGCUUCAGUGGAGGGCUAAAACAGGUAAUAGAAGUUAAAUUUGAGUAGGAAUUGGGGGUGGACGGUGAAAUGUUAUGGUUUGGUACCGCGGGAUCAUUAGGGUGAUGGGAAUUUAGGGUUUUAGAUAUUGUAUUGCAAGGCGAAGGCUUUGAUUUCGUGCUUAUUGGAUAUGGUCGUUGAGAUUCCGCAUUUGGAAUGGUACAGUUGAUUCGGUUAUUGUGAAUUAUAUGUGUAUGAUUGUGCUGUAUUUGGAUUGCUGGAAGUGGGAUUAAGUAAUGGAAAUUGCGAGGAUGGCAAUUUGAAUGCAAGGUUCAGUUGUUUUAGUUGGAUGCAAGUGAUGGGCAAUCGGAUUUGGAAAAAGGUUUGUUUUAGUUGUGGUUGCAAGGAGAGGUUCAAGUGAUUAUUUUGGAAGUUUAGUUUGUAGUGGAGAUGCCUCCUUCUCCAGCAUUGAGAUAUUCUCCCGGGAGGGAGCCCAAAGCCAAGAACCAUAAACGAGGCCGCAGUCUUGAAGGUGGAUUGCUCUUCAAGGAGAAAGAUGACGAUCUUGCUUUAUUCAAUGAAAUGCAAUCCAGAGAAACAGAAAGUUUUUUGCUCCAGUCAUCUGAUGACUUUGAAGACACAUUUUCCACAAAGUUGAGACAAUUUUCAGAUUUCAAACUUGGAAUCUCUAUUCCUGUUCGAGGAGAAAGUAGUGAACUGCUUAAUGCAGAUGGGGAGAAAAAUGACUAUGAUUGGUUAUUAACUCCCCCCGACACUCCUCUUUUUCCUUCAUUGGAUGAUGAGCCACCACCAGCUAACGUUGCAUCCAGGGGUAGGCCUCGGAGUCAGCCUAUCACUAUAUCAAGAUCAUCCACAAUGGAGAAAAGUUACAGAAGCAGUCGUGGCAGUGCAAGUCCAAAUCGGUUAAGUCCAUCACCUCGGUCUGCUAAUAGUUCAAUUCAGUCCAGGGGAAGGCCGUCAUCAGCACCUCAUUCUAGCCCAACUCCUAGCCAACGAUCUGCCACUCCAUCACGUAGACCUUCUUCUCCCCCAAGUAAAGCUUCAACACCUGCUCCAAGAUCUUCAACUCCAACUCCAAGGAGGACAAACAUAAGAUCAGGAGCAAGGGGAAUUUCCCCGAUAAGUACAAGUCGAGGGAACUCUGCUUCACCAAAAGUAAGGGCAUGGCAAUCAAAUAUCCCUGGUUUCUCUUCUGAAGCACCACCCAAUCUCCGCACAUCUCUGGCAGAUCGACCAGCAUCAUAUGUAAGGGGUUCCUCACCCGCAUCGUAUGUAAGGGGUUCCUCACCAGCAUCUAGAAAUGGUAGGGACUCAGGCUCAAAAUUUGGCAGGCAAUCAAUGUCUCCAACUGCUACUAGAAGUCUUAGUUCAUCACAUAGUCAAGAUCGAGAUCGAAUUAGCUCACACAGUAGAGGUUCUGUGGCAUCAUCUGGUGAUGAUGAUGUGGACUCUGUGCAAUCCAUUUAUGUGGGUAGCUUAGACCGCUUGGCUUCAAAGAGGACUGACACAUUUUUAAAUACUAGAGCUAUGGCAUUUUCUAAGAAAUCAACGAGAAUAAUGUCUCCAAGUUCUGCUCCAAAAAGAUCCUUUGACUCUGCUCUUCGUCAAAUGGAUCAUCGGAAGAGUCCUCAGAAAAUGUUCAGACCACUCUUAUCUAGUGUGCCCAGUUCUACCUUCUAUGUUGGAAAAAAAAAUUCUGCACAUCGUCCUUUGAUAUCUAGAAAUUCUUCAGUUACAACCAGCAGUAAUGCAAGUUCUGAUCAAGGUACCAGUGGUGCACCUGAUACUGAAGGAAGUGACCACCACCAGGAAGACAUGGCAAAUGAAAGUGGAAAAACAGCAUAUUCUGAUGCUCAGGAAGAAGUAUUUGCCUUUGAUAAGGUGGAUACGUUAAAUAAGGAUGUCAGGCAUGAUACAGAUGAUGUUUCGCACUUUCGAGUUGGAGAAUUUGACAGAAACCCUGCAAUUGAAUGUGAACCUAAUGACUCUGAAGAGUUCGGCCAUCCAGAGAUUGAUAUGGAAAUCAUUUCUGUUUCUGAUGCUUUAUGCAUCAAAGCUGAUUUUUCAGAAGUUGAUAGUACUGAAAACAAAAAAGUUUGUUCCAAAUGUGGUUGCAAAUAUCGUGCCAUUGAAAUGAUAGAAAAUGACUUAAAUCUUUGUCCAGAUUGCAGUACACAAGACAAUCUUGUGGCUGCCACCUGUCUGGAGACAAUAAUAGUAGCUCCUGAGAAUUCCUCAGUGUUGUCUUUGAAUGUUUCUGAACAACACAAACCAUGUGAUGAGCAUGAGACCCAGAUGGCCAUAACUAAGUUGAAAUCUCAAGUUAUUGAUGAGGAGGCAAGGGUUAUUCAGCAAGGAGAUGAUGUUAAGUAUGGCCAAGCUCCAUGCCAUGAGCAAAGCGAUUCGUACUCCCAUGAAAGUUCUCUUGUACUAGUGGAGGGAGAUGAGCAGAGGAUUGCUAGCCAGCAUGGAGCUGGGCAGCCAACUCUUAGUCACAGAAUACCUGAGAGUGACUUUGAAGGUCAGCAAUUGCUGCGAUCCGGUGACUAUCGAAGUCUGAAGGUGGAUGUUUCAGAAGGUGCUGGGAUUUCUGUACUGCUUAAGAGGUCAAGCAGCAUCAAGGGGCCCGUUGUUCAAGCUAGGACUUUUGUUGCCUCUACCAUCACUUAUGAUGAUUUCUCUUAUACUGGAGACGGUGCAAAGAGUUUGAGAAGCUCCUUUGGACAUGGCAGUACCUCAGCUUCAUCCUCUAUUGAUUUCAGCUCAGGCAGGCAGGUUGAAACUCGUGUUCAACGGCAGUUAAGUGGCAGGAAAUAUGACAUGGAUAACUACAGAUAUGACGCAAACACUAGACCUCAAAGCACUGGAUCAUCUUUGUCUGGAACUUCAAACCUCACUUACCAUGCACUAGGUCUCGCAACCAGCACCCAUGAAGAGAACAGUGAGGCUUUUGUUGGUAAUGUGAAGCAUGAAGUAAUAGAAGGAGCAACUGUAACUUCACAUGGAAAAGUGGCGGCUUCAGAAAAUAAUGAUAUGGGUGUUUCUAGUGCAUCUUUUACUGGUAUAGUAGCAACUGAAGGAGAUUCAUGUGAGCAUAAUGACGUUAGUAGAAUAAUGGAUGCUUCUACCUCCAGUUUGUCAUGCCAUGCAGUUGGCAUUCAGUUAGAGGAGAAUUCUGUAGCAUCAUUUCUGACAUAUGAAGACCGUCAUUUACAUGAAAGCGAAGAUGAUUUUCCAAAUAAUGCAAUCAGUGUCUCAGAUGUAGAAGCAUCAGUUAUUUCUCCAGAUCCCCCUGUCGAAAUGGAACAUACCAUGUUGAACUCUUGUGUUGAUGGACUAAAUGAUGUUGAGGUUCCCACUCAUAGUUCUCUGGCCUCAAUAUCAGAAAUUGAAACUGAGAACUUUUGUCAAGGUUCCCCUGGCUCAGAGUAUGAUGAUGUUUCUACAAAUUCAAAGAGCUCCAUAAAUGAAUUUCAGGAUCAUUCAAUCCCAACACCUUCAGACAAGGAAAUGUCUGCUUCUGUUCUGGAACACAGCAACUCGGAUCACUUACAUGUCAUAUUGGAGGACUCAACUGUAUUGGUUCGGAAAGGAAGUAAAGCAAGAAGCCUAACCCUUGAAGAAGCAACAGAUACAAUACUUUUCUGUAGCUCCAUUGUCCAUGAUCUGGCCUACCAGGCUGCAGCUUUAGCCAUUGAAAAAGAAGACUCAGUCGCAUUGGAAAGUUCUCGGCCAACAGUUACAGUUGUGGGAAAAUCCACUGCAGACAGAAAAGAUUCACGAAGCAGAACUACAGGGAAAAGUACAUCAAAAUCCCUGAAAGCUAGACAGAAACGGACGGAAUCGGAUGUAAAAUCCCCUUCUAGCAAGUUCCAGAAUGAUGAGAAUGCCAAUGAAACUAUGUUGCGUAAUGUUGGCCUUCCUAAUAACAUAGACAGUGCGAAGCCUCCAAAGCUGGAGUCCAAGUGCAAUUGCACAAUAAUGUGAAAGUCUUUCAUUUCACACCCCCACCACAAAAAUCUGCUACUCCCACCAGCCAUAUGGAGAAGUUGCUGAGUGCUUGUAUGUUAAUGGUUUUUUCUGUGUUUGGAGGGCUGUUUAGAUUAUUGCCAAUCGGCUUCUUUUGGUUCCAAUUUAUUUGUAAGAAACACCACGAUGUGUUGGUGACAUAAUUGUAAAGCUUUUAUUUGUUAUUAGGUGAUAUUAGUGAAGGCAUUGGAGAUUUGUGCUUGUUCUUCUCCAGUUGCCACAUUCUUGUUAGUUUACUCCAACUCAUUCCUUGGUUAGAGAGAAGUGUGAAUUAAAACCCAACCAUUCAUAUUCGUUAUGAUUGUUAAAAAGUAUAGCUUUGAUUUUGCUUCA